This is a messenger RNA of Drosophila albomicans, 1785 nucleotides long. RefSeq lists its product as uncharacterized. Lineage: Eukaryota; Metazoa; Arthropoda; Insecta; Diptera; Drosophilidae. The transcript has 2 exons. The record is from RefSeq and is a predicted model, not a curated record. Bases 1338 to 1781 code for a protein of 147 amino acids.
AUCUAGUUCUUACACAUUGCUUUUCUAGUUUGCAAACCUACCAAACACAUCCUAAAAAAAUUAAAAAAAAAACUAUAUAAUUUAUGCAAGCUGUUCAUUUUUAUAUAUAAUCCUAAGUAUUCUAUUUGAAUGCUUUUCAAGGGUUUGCUAGAUGUAUGAAUUUAAUCUGCCUAUCGAUCUAAUUAUGCAUUCUAUAGUCUGCGCUCUGCUUGUUUAUUCAUCCAUAACCGUCUAUUAUCUAUUAGAAAUCCAUAAUUACAUUCCUUGAGACGAUAAUGGUAUUCUGUUAGCGCCACAUUUUAAAUGCCACACAAAAGCACAAAACUUUCCACACGUACAUAGACUAGAUGAAGGGGUUGUAUGGUUACGCCCAUACCCUGUUAGCUUUUAGCAUUAAGGCAUUUUAUAAGUCAUGACCCUAGGCAUAAGGCUUUAAUAAUUUAUUAACCACAAAACGAAAGCACACAAAACUGAAUUCCAACUAAGCAACAGGACACAAUAAAUGUUAAAUAGAAGAAACAAAAAAACUGACUACACCCAUUGCAAUUGUUUUUUACGGGGGAAACAAUCCAAGAGUGAGGAAAGGAGGAGGAGGAGGAAAUGAACCUCUCGCAUAAGGUCAACUGGGCCAUUUCGUAGACUAUUUUUGUACAUGCAUAUUUGAUAUAAGCUGACAAACGGGCCGCAUAAUGUUAAGUGGACUAUUAACUUUUUUAUGCCGAUGCCGUGUAUGUGACGUCAUGCUUCUGCCCAAAUUAGCCAAUUAUAUCAGAGAAAUGAGCUCAUUGAGGCAGCAGGAGAAGGCGGAGCAACGUGAAACAAUUGGUAGCAGUUCUAUGGAAUUUUAGACUAGCAAAGUUGCAUGUUUAAUGUGACUCUAAAGGAUUAGCUAUUUAUUGGCUGUCAGUCAACUCGUCAUGGGCAAACAGAAAUCACAGAGUUUGGCACUGUGACCUCCUGCUCCGUUUGCUCCUUUUUCCAGUUGCUUCGCUUGCCUUUAGCUUUUCCCUUUGGCCAUUUGUGUUGUGGUCACUGUGGUGAUAUGGCGACGCGUCCCCAUUUGUGGGGCCUCGCCUUCUUUGCGCUGUUGUGAGCGCUGUCAGUUUGGCGACAACAAUGAGCACGGCCAGACCAAGAGUGCUGGCCACACGCGAACCACAACUACAACUACAACAACAACAAGAACGAACACUUUGCUUAUCGAUUUUCUUGAUACACAUCAACAACGAGCCUUGGCCAGUUAAAAUAUCACUACAAAACAAAAGCAAAUACUUAACAGACAGCUGCGAUAGACAGGCAGGCGUUUGAUGCCUGCCUGAGACGAGAACGGCCUCUCGAUGAGCAUGUUGGGAUUUGUGUACUUGGUCCUCAUACUGGGCUGGAUAUUGAUCGUGCUGUUUCUCAAGUGUAAAAAGUCACUGACGGCGCCGUUUCGCUUCAGCGAGAACUACACCGAUGCCAUCGCUGAGACCGGAGAGCGUCGUCCCUCGGUGCAUGUGAUACAGCUGCAGAGCGAGGAUAUCGAACAGGAGGAUCACUAUAUGAAUAACUUUCAUCGACAGUCAGAUAACUUGCAGCGUUACUCGCAUCGUUCAACCCUCGAGGAGCGCACCAUCGAACGCACGUAUCCCACAGAUGCCGUCAUUAAUCCCGCCUUCAUGCACGACGAGGACUAUGUCAUCAACGCGCCACCGCCCACGUAUGAGGAGGUAAUGCGACAGCCGCAAGUUUAUCCGCAGGCGCGUCGCAAUAACCAUAAGAUUAGCGAUGCAAAUAUCUAAGGAA